GUGCCAGCUACAGCUCCCUGCGCACCAACGGUGUGCGAUCCUGGGUUUCCGAGAACGUUCAGACAGCCAGGAGUCUGGCGACUGCUGCCGUACAGAAGUCGCGUGCUGCUGCCAUGCGUCAGGUCCAAUGGUCUGUGGACACGACUAAGGCGAUGACUCAGUCC
This is a messenger RNA of Symbiodinium necroappetens, 164 nucleotides long. The record is from the annotation of a GenBank genome assembly. Lineage: Eukaryota; Dinophyceae; Suessiales; Symbiodiniaceae.